This is a messenger RNA of Seminavis robusta, 267 nucleotides long. The record is from the annotation of a GenBank genome assembly. Lineage: Eukaryota; Bacillariophyta; Bacillariophyceae; Naviculales; Naviculaceae.
AUGACAAAGAAGGCGGGAGAAUGCAAGGGCAAGUCCAAGACGCUCGAAUUGAACAAUGGCGAAUUCAUUACCGGUGCCACGGUCCGCAGCAACGAGCUGGUUCAGUCGUUGGCAUUCAAAACCAACAAGGGAACAGAAUUCGGACCCGCGGUGGAAAAGGAUGGAUUGGUUGGAUUUUCAGGAAAGGCGGGAUCGUACAUUGAUCAAGUGGCCUUUCGAUGGGGACCCGUCCCGCAAAUGAACAAGAAACAGCAGCAGAGCAAGUAG